AAAAAGAGAUCGAAAAUACAAUUGACGUUCAUCUUUCCUAUCGACUUUGUAACUCUGCAAAAACAUGGCAUUGAAAACCCUUGUUAACAGGUUCAAAGUUUUGUUUUUCUUGUUUUUUGUUGUGCGCUUCCAUAAUUCUGUGCAGGGUCGAUUGCUGAGUUCAGAGUCAAAACCUCACAGAAAUGAUGCAGCUGCAUAUGCUCGUUGGUUGGUCUCCCAAAAUUCUUGGGGCGUCUUAAAUACUAUAUCGAGUGAGCUGGGAGGAGCACCCUUUGGGAAUGUUGUUUCUUUUAGUGAUGGACUGCCUAAUGAAGGUAGUGGUAUCCCAUACUUCUAUUUGACAACUCUUGAUCCUACUGCUAGUAAUGCAUUAAAGGACCAGAGGUCUUCACUAACAAUUAGUGAGUACCCUCUUGGAACUUGUGGCAAAAGAGACCCUGAGAAUCCUGCUUGUGCAAAAAUUACACUCACAGGAAAGUUGGUGGUUCUUGACAAUAAGUCUGAAGAAGCAGAAUUGGCCAAAAGCGUCUUGUUCUCUAAGCAUCCUGAGAUGAAGGGCUGGCCUAAGGACCACAACUUCUGGUUCUUCAAGUUAGAGAUUGAAGAUAUAUUUAUGAUUAACUGGUUUGGCGGGCCUAAGCCUCUAACAGUGGAUGAGUACUUGCAUUAUAAAUCGAACAACCUUGCCUUCGAACUGUUGGAUACCAUCUAAAUCCCCAUUCCUAUACAAAUAAUGUUGCAUGUACAAACAAAUUGCACAAACUUAUUUAUGCAACUGAUGUAGUAAUAUUUGAUUGAGUGAUUUUGAAGGGAGAGAAAGUAAACAAUCACGUUAUAAAAUCACAUGUUGCUACCUCAGUUUGUACAAUUUAUUUGUACGUAUAGUUUUAUUCUUCCUAUACACGCUUGUGUUGGAUGCAAAUGCAAAGUGAUUGUGACAUGAUUUAUAUGUAAAUAAACCUGCAGCUAUUGAUGUA
Messenger RNA from Mangifera indica (mango), 977 nucleotides. Its product is annotated as protein CREG1. The transcript is spliced from 6 exons. The record is from RefSeq and is a predicted model, not a curated record. Bases 65 to 712 code for a protein of 215 amino acids. NCBI's taxonomy places the organism in Eukaryota, Viridiplantae, Streptophyta, Magnoliopsida, Sapindales, Anacardiaceae.